Rodentolepis nana is the source of this 489-nucleotide messenger RNA. NCBI's taxonomy places the organism in Eukaryota, Metazoa, Platyhelminthes, Cestoda, Cyclophyllidea, Hymenolepididae. The record is from the annotation of a GenBank genome assembly.
AUGCUUCUCGUUCUUGACAAGAAAAUGCAAUCUAAGGAUGCAGCUCGUCUGGAAAGAAUUCAGGCCUUGAAACCUCUUUCCGAGCAGACUCGUAUUGGUGGUAAAGGUACUGCACGCAGAAAGAGGAAGGUAGUUCAUAAAACUGCCGCUACUGAUGACAAGAAGCUUCAAGCAACUCUUAAGAAGCUUGGAAUUAACUGCAUUCCUUCCAUUGAGGAGGUUAACAUGUACAAAGCUGACGGAACAAUGCUUCACUUUAAAAAUCCUAGGGUUCAAGCCUCACCCCAGGCUAACCUUUUCACUGUUACUGGUCUUGCCGAAAAUAAAAGUCUUAAUGAUCUGUUUCCAAACAUGAUGAGUCAAUUUGAGACAGCAAAGCAACGUCUUUCCAAAAUGUCAGAAACUGCUCAAGAUGAGAACGAAGAAGCCGCUGAUGACGAUGAUGUUCCCGAUCUUGUUGCUGAUUUCGAAGAGACUGCAAAAGAAUAG